UUUGGGGCAAUACGUUUCGUAUUAUCGAGUAUUUUCGAUCGUCUUGUUAUAUAACAUAUGAAAAUACAGUAUCUAGAUUAUUUCUACAUAUGAGCCGGUGAGAAUGAAAGUGGCAUAAGUCAUAAAAUUUUAAAAAUUGAGUUAAGUCCGUAUUUACAAUCCUUAGGUAUAGGUUUAUUUAGAAUGAAAUGCGCUUUAGUCAAUUUGUGUCGAAAUUCACCUCUAGGAGCAACACGAAUAUUCAUUUUGUUACAAUACUUGACAUUUGUUGAGAAUGACAACGACAUAAGUCAAACAUUGUUACGCAAAUAUUAUGUUAAUUAUUACUCACAACAAUUUUCAGUGAUAUUUCUACAAUUAUUGACAGAUGCCUAACAACGGUGUUAAUACUUUUCUUUCAUUAAGGAUUGUACCCUAUUCGUCUAGUUCGGAAGACGAAGAGGAAACGACAAAAAUGGAACAUUCUAAUAAAACUAAAAGUAGGAAAAGAAUUCGAAAUCCUUCCCUACACAAACAAAACAUUGCGAAGCAAGCACGAAAUUUUGGGCAACGAUACGUUACAAAGAUGGGUAAAAUUAUUGAGAAAAAAACAUUUCAAGAUGCUCUCUGUUCCUGCAAAAGGAACUGUAAUGACAAAAUCACGCCAGUAGAGCGAAAGUCGUUGUUUGAAGCUUUUUGGAAAAUGGGAAAUUUCAAAAGACAAAAUACAUUUUUAUGUGGAAGGAGCCAUUAUGAGGAGUGCUUCAUUUCAAUAUAAUUUAAAACCAAACAAUAAUUUAUCAGUUGUGGUUUGCAAGAAAUAUUUUCUUGGCACGUUUAACGUGUCUGAGGGAAGAGUUUCCCGAGCUUUAAGAAAAACACUCGAUGGUCAGACUCCAGGAGAUGACCUAAGAGGCUUAAAAGGCUGUCCUAAACGGAAAAUAUCAGAAGACGAUAAAACUUACGUUAUGCAGCAUAUCCAGUCAUUUCCUUCAUACGAGAGUCAUUACACAAGGAAACACAACCCAAACAAAAAAUAUUUAUGCCAAUCAUUGAGCCUGCGAAAAAUGUAUGCGCUGUACGCCGAAAAAUGCUAUGAAAACCAGAGGCAGCCAGUCAAGGAACAUUUUUAUCGGUAUAUCUUCAAUACGAAAUUCAACUUACACUUCUAUAGCCCGAAAAAGGAUACAUGUAAAAGGUGUGAUAUUUACAAAAUUAAAAUAUCUAACCCAGAUUUGAAUCAAGAAGAUAAGACGGUACUCGAUAGAGAUCAUGAAUUUCAUCUGAAGAAAGCUGAGUUAGCUAGAAGUUGUAUGAAAGAUGACGCUGAAAUUGUUAAAAUCAAUCAAGAAUGUUAUGCUUGUAGUAUAGAUUUGCAAAAAUCCUUACCAUUCCCAGUUUUAACGGUUUCUGAUGCUUAUUACAAAAGAAAUCUUUACUGCUACAAUUUUGGGGUUCAUGAUUUUGCAAAGGAUUCCGGGUUUUUCUACGUAUGGAAUGAGACAGUUGCCGGAAGAGGCUCACAAGAAAUAUCGUCAUGCCUAUUAAAGCACUUAAAAGUUUAUGCUAACAAUAAAAAGAAAGUCACUGUUUACAGCGAUACAUGCGGAGGACAAAAUCGAAACAUUAAUAUGUGUUUGGCAUUAAUGAGAUUUAUUCAAAGUGAUGAAACUAACAUCGAGGUCAUAGACCAGAAGUUUUUGGUACCGGGCCAUUCGUUUUUGCCUAACGAUUCUGAUUUUGGCAGUGUAGAACUUGCAGCAAAAGGAAAAGUCAUCUACGUUCCAGAAAACUGGUAUGAAAUUAUGACAAAUUGUAGAAAUAAAAAAAAAUUUAUAAUAAGUACAAUGAAUAAAAAUGAUUUUUUUUCUACUGAAAAUUUAAAGAGGAAUGUUAGUAACAGAAAAAUCAAUAUUGAAAAUAAACGUAUAAACUGGUUGAAAAUCCAGUGGAUUAGAAUACAGAAAGGGAGUCCUUAUAAAAUAAUGUAUAAGGAAACAUUAGAGGACAUGAUAGAGUUUGAUGUCCUAAACAUAAAGCCAACUGGCAGAAAGGGAAGGCCUAUUUCUUUAAAGAACGUACCGUACGUUAAACUUUAUACUAACAUAAGACCUAUAGGGAAGUUAAAAAAACAGGAUAUGAUGGCUUUGUUGCCGUUUAUUCCUCCGGUGCAUCACAAUUUUUUUUUAAAUCUAUGUACAGCUCUGUCCAGAUUUAAUGCGAAUCGUCCGCUGUUAGCUCCGACAUAACGCUGGUACUGGAAGAAGACGGAGACAUCUUUUGUUUCUAUUCAAUUCGAUUUCUGAGCCUAAAGGAAGUUACCCUCUUCCUUAACCCAGGUAAAACCGUUCCAGUUUGAAGUGGGCCGAAGAAUGGAUCACCCUUUUUUUAAAUGUGUUAAUUUUAUUUUAUUUUAAAUCUUUUUUGAUAUU
Molecule: messenger RNA, 2411 nt
Organism: Onthophagus taurus
Lineage: Eukaryota; Metazoa; Arthropoda; Insecta; Coleoptera; Scarabaeidae
Source: RefSeq, a predicted model, not a curated record